Messenger RNA from Mesocricetus auratus (golden hamster), 945 nucleotides. Its product is annotated as olfactory receptor 52B4-like. Gene Ontology annotation, cellular component: membrane. The coding region runs from base 1 to 945 and encodes 314 amino acids. Gene Ontology annotation, biological process: G protein-coupled receptor signaling pathway. The transcript has a single exon. The record is from RefSeq and is a predicted model, not a curated record. NCBI's taxonomy places the organism in Eukaryota, Metazoa, Chordata, Mammalia, Rodentia, Cricetidae. Gene Ontology annotation, molecular function: G protein-coupled receptor activity; olfactory receptor activity.
AUGGAUACUGUAAACCACACUGGUCUUAGUUACACAUUCUUUCAUUUGCUGGGCAUCCCUGGCCUAGAGGACCAGCACAUGUGGAUUUCCAUCCCCUUCUUCCUUUCCUAUGUCACUGCCAUGCUUGGGAACAGCCUGCUCAUCUUCAUUAUCCUCACAAGGCCUAGUCUCCAUGGACCCAUGUACCUCUUCCUCUGCAUGCUGGCAGGAGCAGACAUCGUCCUGUCCACCUCCACAGUUCCCCAGGCCUUGGCCAUCUUCUGGUUCCACGCUGGGGAGAUCUCCCUGGAUCGCUGCAUCACUCAGCUUUUCUUCAUCCAUUCCACCUUCAUCUCUGAGUCAGGGAUCUUGCUGGUGAUGGCGUUUGACCGUUACAUUGCCAUUUGCUACCCCCUGAGGUACACCACUAUUCUCACAAACUCCCUGAUUGGGAAAAUUGGAGCGAUCAUCUUUCUGAGGAGCUACGGUACAAUUCUCCCCAUAAUAUUUCUUUUGAAAAGACUGACAUUUUGCAGAACCAACAUUCUUCCACAUACAGCUUGUGAGCACACUGGCUUGUCUAAGUAUGCUUGUAAUGACCUUCAUGUAGAUAUCUGGUAUGGACUUUUUGUUUUAAUGUCAACAGUUGUUUUAGAUGUUGUGCUAAUAUUUGUUUCUUAUAUGCUAAUUAUCCAUGCUGUCUUCCGCAUGCCUUCCCAGGAUGCUCGCCACAAAGCUCUCAAUACUUGUGGGUCCCACGUCUGUGUCAUCAUACUCUUUUAUGGACCUGGGAUCUUCUCAACCCUCACCCAUCAGUUUGGACACCAGAUUUCAAGUGAUAUCCACGUCCUGCUUGCCAAUGUUUGCAUCCUGGCUCCACCAAUGUUGAAUCCCAUCAUCUAUGGGGUCAAGACCAAACGAAUCCGAGACCAAGUGACUCAUGUCUUGUUUCUGAAAGUAAUAUGA